This is a messenger RNA of Lasiosphaeria miniovina, 792 nucleotides long. RefSeq names its product serine carboxypeptidase S28-domain-containing protein. Gene Ontology annotation, molecular function: dipeptidyl-peptidase activity; serine-type exopeptidase activity. The record is from RefSeq and is a predicted model, not a curated record. Gene Ontology annotation, biological process: proteolysis. Lineage: Eukaryota; Fungi; Ascomycota; Sordariomycetes; Sordariales; Lasiosphaeriaceae. The transcript is spliced from 2 exons. The annotation marks the transcript as partial.
AUGAAACACAGCCUUUGGACGUGCUCGGCCGCCGCGGCCCUUGUGGUUGUCGCUGGCCAGCUCCUUGGCAUCUCGCCAGAUAUUCUUCUCCAGCUGAAACGGCUCGGCGGACCACAGCUCGGCGACGACAGCGAAUACACGCCGCCGGAGGUCCCCCAGUACAAUGUGUCGAUGCCCCUCGACCACUUCAACGCGAGCGACAGGCGCACUUUCAUCAAUCGGUUCUGGGUCAACGACACGUAUUACAAGCCCGGAGGGCCCGUCAUUCUCGCCGACUUUGGCGAGGGAACCGUCACGGACGAUAUGGUGGCGACCAUUCUGGCCGAAUUGGGCGGCCAUGUAGCCACGGCACCCAUGGAGCUUGCCAGGGAGCUCGGCGGCGUGGCCAUGGUCCUCGAGCACCGCUACUACGGUUACAGCCAGCCGUUUAGACUGACCAGCACUACCAGCUACUCCACUAACGAGCUCCCCCAGGCGCUGGAGGACGUUGUCUACUUUGCCUCCCGUCACGUCAGCCGGGCCGACCUCGGUCUCAACACGGUUCUCGCGGCACCCAACGCGACGUGGCAACUCCAUCCGUCCCGGACACCGUGGAUCUGGGCCAGCGGCAGCUACGGCGGCAGCCGCGGCGUGUGGCUGCGCAUACGGAACCCCGAAGUCAUCUAUGCCGUCUGGGCCUCGUCGGCGCCUGUCGAGUGCCGCCCCGACGGCUCGGCCUACUUCAACAGCAUCUACCGCUCCAUGGCGUCCAACUGCUCCGCCGACGUGCAAGCCGUGGUGCGCCACGUCGAC